Messenger RNA from Talpa occidentalis (Iberian mole), 963 nucleotides. Its product is annotated as olfactory receptor 2T29-like. Gene Ontology annotation, cellular component: membrane. Gene Ontology annotation, molecular function: G protein-coupled receptor activity; olfactory receptor activity. The transcript has a single exon. The record is from RefSeq and is a predicted model, not a curated record. NCBI's taxonomy places the organism in Eukaryota, Metazoa, Chordata, Mammalia, Eulipotyphla, Talpidae. Bases 1 to 963 code for a protein of 320 amino acids. Gene Ontology annotation, biological process: G protein-coupled receptor signaling pathway.
AUGGACGACACCAUGUGGGUGGCUAACCAGACUGGAUGGUCAGAUUUCAUCCUGGUGGGACUCUUCGUUCAAUCCAAUUACCCAGUUCUUCUUUGUGUGGUCAUUUUUUUGGUUUUCCUUAUGGCCUUAUCUGGAAACAUCAUCCUGAUCUUACUGAUACACUCUAAUGCUCACCUCCACACCCCUAUGUACUUUUUCAUUAGUCAGUUAUCUUUUAUGGAUGUGAUGUACAUUUCAGUUACUGUGCCCAAGAUGCUCAUAGAUCAGGUCAUGGGUACAAAUAAGAUUUCAGCCCCGGAAUGUGGGUUGCAGAUGUUUCUCUAUUUGACAUUAGUAGGCUCAGAAUUUUUCCUUCUAGCUGCCAUGGCCUAUGACCGCUAUGUGGCCAUCUGCCAUCCACUCCGUUAUCCUAUCCUAAUGAACCAUAAAGUGUGUCUCCUUUUGGUGUCUGGCUGUUGGUUCCUGGGAUCGGUGGAUGGCUUCAUGCUCACACCAGUCACCAUGACUUUCCCUUUUUGCAGAUCUCGGGAAAUCCAUCAUUUUUUCUGUGAAGUCCCUGCUGUAAUGAAACUCUCUUGUGUAGACACUUCCCUCUAUGAGAUACUUAUGUACCUAUGCUGUAUUCUCAUGCUUCUCAUCCCCGUGACAGUCAUUUCAAGCUCUUACUCUUUUAUUCUUCUCACCAUCCAUAGGAUGAACUCAGCCGAGGGUAGGAAGAAGGCUUUUGCCACUUGCUCUUCUCAUAUGACUGUAGUCAUUCUUUUCUAUGGGGCUGCUGUCUACACCUACAUGCUCCCCAACUCCUAUCAUACUCCAGAGAAAGACAUGGUUGUAUCUGUCUUUUAUACCAUACUCACUCCUGUCCUAAACCCUUUAAUCUACAGUCUUAGGAAUAAGGAUGUCACAGGGGCCCUGAAGAAAAUGUUGAAUGUUGGGUUUGUUUUUCAGGAAGGUAUGAAAUAG